UGACUUCAUGUGCGCCCCCCAUUCAAUUCCUCUAAAAUGGCGGCGAAUCAAGCGUUGGAUUUUUCCGAUUUUCACCAAGAACCUGAUAUAACUGCAACGAUGCGAAUGCCUGAGACGAUCAGAGUAGAACCUGAACAUAGUGAUUUCUUCUACUCGAGUCAAACGAACGCACAGGGCGAACUGAAUAGAAACACAAAUCCUAUGAAUGUGCCGGAUCGAAUUGUCAUCAACGGUGAAUUAGGAGCUUUUUCGGGAAAACGUGACGAGUUCCCGCGUGAAUUAAAAGACGAUUUUGUGCCAAAUCCUACGAUAAAUACCUUCAUGGGAGGGAUGAUAACACCACCUCGUACACUGACUGUCGAUGAUACAACUUCAGCGCACUACCCUCAAGGAAAACCUGCACCAGGCAAGCGAGCUGAAAAACAUCAACAUCAUCAACAUCAUCAUAUCAAAACAGACUCCCAGGAACGAUGCCAAAUUGAUGUUGAAAGCAUCAAGACAGGCCUUGAGAUAGCAGAACAAGUCAAUCCGAUGGACUCAGAUAGUGAAGAGGAGUAUGCAACUGAAUAUGAAGUGACUGACCUUCGCAAGUCAGUGUGCAUUCUGCAUCGACGAGUCUCCAUGCUUGAGAAAGAAGUGGACAGAAACACAAUGGGUUUCUGGUCAAAGAUGUUCAUCUUUACAAUGACUAUUGUAAAUCCUCUCCUGCUUCAAUGGCUUUUUGGCGGAAGGAGAAGAUAAGCUUGUAGACAGAACUGGGGCGUGUCUCUAGGGGAUUGCACAGGGUACUCACAUACCCCCUCCUUGGCCACCAAAAAGUGUGUCAUUAAUUUUAAAGGAUCGUCAAAUGCUAUCCCUUUUUUAUGUAAUACCCAUGACUGUGCACCCCUUGAGCAAAUCCUGUGUAAUGCCCCUGGGACCAGCUUAUCAACAGAGAGCAUACUUUUGCUUACAUUGGGCGGAAAAUUGAUAUUCAGUGAUAUUUGGGAUAUUCAAGCACAGCAAAUCUGUCAAAAUUUGGAGAAUGAGAUGAAAAGCCGGGAGCUUGCUCUACUUAUAACCGGCCUCCAUUCAGCAAAUAUUCUCUGUAUUAUUUUCUGUUUUAUUUUCUUCACAACUUUAGAUUUUUUAGUAAAACUUGACAUGAGGUGGAAUACUUCAUAUAAGCUCAUUUUACUUUAAGUAAGGUGGACAGUUCCUUUUUUGACUUAUCAAGUAACAGUAAACAAAAUGCAACUAUUUUGAACCUUUUUUAUGUAAUUUGAUGUUUAUGACUUUUUAUAUAGUGUCAUUGCAGUUGACCAACAGUAUGUAUGAAUAACACAAAAGGCAUAAACAUUCUUUGUAAAAGCCAAAAACUCAGGUGUAUGUAUUUCUUCAGUUAGCAUAUUAGGACUUUAACAGGGCAUACUGUAAGUUUGGAACAGAUAUCCAAUCUCUAGGUUUACAAACUGGUCCAGUGCAAAGCACAUGUACAGGGAUUCCCUUUUUUUCAUGGCAGAGUCUAUGGAAUAAUGCGUCAUGGAAAUGAGCACCGCAAAUAAACAAAUAGCAGACACUUGGUAUGAAGGGUGUUCUUGUUUAGAUUUUCACUGCUGCCUUCCAGGGAUUUUCCCUGUUUUGACUUCAAACUCCAAUCCAAUUUUGUGUUGAAUUGAAGAACUGUUCACAGUGCUCUUAAAAAGAGUUCCAAUAUGGGUUUGAUUUUGUAAAUAGAAUAGUAAAUGCUUGUUUUAAGUCUUUAAGUAGAGUGGUUUUCAAAAUCCCGUGCAACAUAAUGUAGUUGUUAAAGUGUAAUAGUCAAGCCAGAACAAAAGAGAACAAAGACAUUACACUGUAUUAGAAGUAAAUAAACUAAUUAGUAUUUCACAGGUUUUUUGAAAACCACUCUUCCUGCACCUUUUCAAAGCCAGGCACUAAAGCAAGCAUUUCAAAACAUCUAAAAUUGGGUCUGUGCUUUGAUUGAGUUAAGUCUUAUUAAAUAUUGAUAGAUUAAAUAUAUAUAUAUAGUUUUUUUGGCAAUUUUUGAUCAGCGCUUCAAACAUUUUGAGUAAAGCCAUUACAAGUUGCUGACUAGAUGUGAAAAAAUUGUAUAGUACUGUAGGUGAAUGAGUUAUGUAAAUAAAUUGUUGUAAAUUUA
Molecule: messenger RNA, 2140 nt
Organism: Nematostella vectensis (starlet sea anemone)
Lineage: Eukaryota; Metazoa; Cnidaria; Anthozoa; Actiniaria; Edwardsiidae
Product: mitochondrial fission factor
Exons: 2
Coding region: 37-741 (234 amino acids)
Source: RefSeq, a predicted model, not a curated record